CGCUGUUUUCGCUAAGCUAACUUUCGAUCGAUAAGUCUUCGGUCUCUGACCGAUAUUCUCGUUUUCUUAUUCAUAGCUUUUAUUUUAAUUUAAUUGAUAAACUAGUUGACUCAAAUUUGACUGAAUAUUGCCUAAUAUCUGUCAAAAUACAACUGUUGCCCGGAAUACACCAUCUUACACGAUUCCCAAUAAAGUUUGACAAAAACAAAUCUUGCCUUAUUCGAUUAUGGUAUAACAAAAUAUAUUCAUAAAUGGUAAUUGUCAUGACAUUUUGUUCGAUUAUAUAUUCGUACUUCCAUAUCUUUGCAUAUUUCUAGAUAAUCAUUUUACUUCUAGUCUAGUCACGUUCAAUAUUUAUAAUUAUCUAUUUUGUAGAAUUAUAUUUAAAUAUCACAAUCUUAAUAUAAUAAUGGAGCCACCGGUCAAAAAGAGUUAUUAUAGAAAAGAUAUUUCUAAAGAAGAAUCAGACGAAAGUGAUGAAGAGGAAUAUGUUCCGUAUGUCCCAUUGAAACACAGAAGACAAGAAAAAUUAUCUCGGGUUCAACAAUUAUUAUCAAAUCGAGCAGGUUAUGGAUCACCAGGAAGAAAAGAAGGAAGCAAUGAUGAAGGGGGCAGUGGUAGCAAUACUCCAGAACAUUUUGCAGAGAGAGAUGUUGAAGGUCCGAUUGCUCCACAAGAUUUACCUGGUCCACAAUCACAUAUUAGUUUACUUGAUCAACAUAGCACUUUAAAGAAAAAAGCUGAAGAAGUUCGAGAAACUGCAAAAGAUAUCCAAAUAAAAGAAGAGCAGAAAAUCUUAGAAUCUGUAACGGAAGGUCGAGCUUUGUUAUCGGUACAAGAAUUAGCUCAGGGCAUCACCUAUGCCCAGGCUCUCAAGACAAGUUGGAGACCUCCCAAGUUUAUCAGGGACAGAACAAAUGCAGCGAAUGAUAAAAUCAGGUUUGAGUUAAGAAUUGAUGAUGAAGGAGAAGAUGUCUCACCACCUAUCCCUUCAUUUCGUGACAUGAAAUUUCCUAAACCGAUUUUACAUGCUUUGAAGAAAAAAGGAAUCAAGCAACCAACUCCUAUUCAAACACAGGGAAUACCUGUUGUUUUAUCUGGACGUGACAUGAUUGGAAUUGCAUUUACAGGGAGUGGUAAAACAAUGGUCUUCUCAUUACCAAUAAUCAUGUUUUGUCUUGAGCAAGAGAAAAAACUUCCUUUUCAAUCAAAUGAAGGACCUUAUGGAUUGAUAGUUUGUCCGUCGCGAGAAUUGGCAAGGCAGACACAACAGGUAAUCGAUUACUUCUGUCGACAUCUUGAGGCAGAUGGCAAUCCACGAUUGAAUACGUCAUUAUGCAUUGGAGGAUUACCAGUCAAAGAUACUCUUGACGUCAUCAGAAAAGGUUGUCAUAUCAUGGUGGCUACUCCAGGUCGUCUAAUGGACAUGCUUGACAAGAAAAGAUUCAAUUUGGGUGUUUGCAGAUACUUGUGCCUUGAUGAAGCAGACAGAAUGAUCGACAUGGGUUUUGAAGAAGAUGUCAGAACUAUAUUUUCUUAUUUUAAAGGACAGAGACAAACUUUAUUGUUUAGUGCAACCAUGCCAAAGAAAAUUCAAAAUUUUGCAAGAUCUGCGUUAGUUAGACCCGUCACUGUUAAUGUUGGAAGAGCUGGUGCAGCUAGUUUGGAUGUUGUUCAGGAGGUUGAAUAUGUGAAGGAAGAAGCCAAAGUAGUUUACCUGUUGGAAUGUUUGCAAAAAACUCCGCCACCAGUUCUUGUGUUUGCACAGAAGAAAAAUGAUGUUGACGAUAUACAUGAAUAUCUACUUUUGAAGGGAGUGGAAGCAGCUGCUGUUCAUGGUGGAAAAGAUCAAGAAGAAAGAAGUAAAUCGAUUGAUAUGUUCAGAAAUAGAGAAAAGGAUGUUCUAGUAGCUACAGAUGUUGCUUCCAAAGGUCUUGAUUUUCCUGCCAUAAUGCACGUUAUCAACUAUGAUAUGCCGGAAGAUAUUGAGAAUUAUGUUCAUCGUAUUGGACGUACUGGUAGAUCAGGAAAGACUGGACUUGCUACAACUUUUAUUAACAAGUCGUGUGAUGAAUCAUUGCUGCUGGAUUUGAAGGCUCUCCUUAUCGAAGCAAAACAGAAAGUUCCUGUUUUUCUUCAAGAAAUUGGUCCAGACGAUGCAUCCUACUUGGAAUUGGGUGGAGAAAGAGGUUGCGCUUAUUGUGGUGGUCUCGGUCACAGAAUUACAGAUUGUCCGAAGUUAGACGCGGUCAAAUCGAAACAAAUUUCGAACAUGGGGAGACAGGAUUAUCUUGCAAGCAAUGCUGCAGAUUAUUAAGGUUUCUGAGAAGCAUGGUGACCACAGCGUUGUUUAUGGUCAGUUUGAUGAAAUAUAUAAUGCUGGGGUCUUGAGGUGGAUCUUUUUGAAGUGCACUCAUAUGGAAAGGUUAAAGCAGCAUAAUUUGUCUACGGAUUGCUCUGUCAAAGGAGUAUGCAUUCACAAGGAUUGCACAAAAGUGUAUUGGAGAGAACUGAUUCUGGGCAUUUCUAUUCUAAACUGACAUCGGAUUUCAAGAAAGGAAAUGUGUUUGUGAGAAACUUACUCAUUUUAAAGAAGAGGUGAUAGGUCGCGAAAACUUUGAUAAUCCUUCCAAAAAUGUCUUUGGAACUCAUUAACGAAAAGCUCUGGCAAACUAAGCCCCUCGAGUUAUCUUGAGAAGAAUCCUAAUUAGAGCUACAAUUUUCUUGGAAGUGAGAUAUUGUAACAAUGAGACGUAAACUGUUUAGAAUUGUGAUAAGAUGAACAUUGUUUUUCUUUUUUCAGAUACUAUGAUAUGUCUAUAUUUUUAUAAAAUUUAUGUGUUGAAACAAAUAGAUGAUAUGACAUAAAUUUCAACCAUCUGA
Messenger RNA from Styela clava, 2883 nucleotides. RefSeq names its product putative ATP-dependent RNA helicase DDX41. NCBI's taxonomy places the organism in Eukaryota, Metazoa, Chordata, Ascidiacea, Stolidobranchia, Styelidae. Gene Ontology annotation, biological process: mRNA splicing, via spliceosome. Gene Ontology annotation, molecular function: ATP binding; RNA helicase activity; zinc ion binding. The record is from RefSeq and is a predicted model, not a curated record.